AUGGCUUCCGUGAAGAGCAUGAUCGCCGCGGGCCUCCUCGCUGCACCUUGCGCCGACGCCUUUGUGGCACCGGGUGCGUCCCACACCGCCACCAGCCUUCGAGGCUCAACAGCUGUGAAGGCUGAGUCUAGCUUCAGCACCUACUCGGCGCUUGCCGCAACUGCCACGACGGGUGCUGCUGUGAUGAGCUUUGUGGGCAUGAAGAAGCCGACUGCCCGCAAGACCGUGGCUUGCAAGUUCAGCCCCGAGGCACAGAUUGGCGUCACUGAGCCCUUGGGAUUCUUUGAUCCGGCCGGGUUCUGCAAGGACGAGGCUUCCUUCAAGGACUUGCGAGCCAAGGAGCUCAAGCACGGUCGAUUGGCGAUGAUGGGAGCCCUCGGAAUGCUGACGCAGAGCUUGGUGCAGCUGCCCGGCAUGGAGGGCGUGCCGAAGGACAUUUCGGCCUUCAGCACAGGUGCCGGCCAAACGGGUUUCCUUAUCACCAUCGCCAUCAUCGCAGUGUUGGAGGCGGCUGUCUUCGUCCAGGACGACAGCAAAGAGCCAGGCCGCACCCGGCUGAAUGAGCUUUCGGACGUGAGGCGUGCCGGGCCUCAAGCGCUUGUCGCUCAGCAGCCAGGUUUGACUUGGCUGGGCAGUUGCCAUCAUCUUCGCCGCUACAGGCCCUUCGGUGAGAUACUUUCGGCUUCACAGCGGUCUCGCGCUUUCCUACUUCAGAUUCGAGUACUAGGAAUGGCUUCCGUGAAGAGCAUGAUCGCCGCGGGCCUCCUCGCUGCACCUUGCGCCGACGCCUUUGUGGCACCGGGUGCGUCCCACACCGCCACCAGCCUUCGAGGCUCAACAGCUGUGAAGGCUGAGUCUAGCUUCAGCACCUACUCGGCGCUUGCCGCAACUGCCACGACGGGUGCUGCUGUGAUGAGCUUUGUGGGCAUGAAGAAGCCGACUGCCCGCAAGACCGUGGCUUGCAAGUUCAGCCCCGAGGCACAGAUUGGCGUCACUGAGCCCUUGGGAUUGGCGAUGAUGGGAGCCCUCGGAAUGCUGACGCAGAGCUUGGUGCAGCUGCCCGGCAUGGAGGGCGUGCCGAAGGACAUUUCGGCCUUCAGCACAGGUGCCGGCCAAACGGGUUUCCUUAUCACCAUCGCCAUCAUCGCAGUGUUGGAGGCGGCUGUCUUCGUCCAGGACGACAGCAAAGAGCCAGGCCGCACCCGGCUGAAUGAGCUUUCGGACGUGAGGCGUGCCGGGCCUCAAGCGCUUGUCGCUCAGCAGCCAGGUUUGACUUGGCUGGGCAGUUGCCAUCAUCUUCGCCGCUACAGGCCCUUCGGUGAGAUACUUUCGGCUUCACAGCGGUCUCGCGCUUUCCUACUUCAGAUUCGAGUACUAGGAAUGGCUUCCGUGAAGAGCAUGAUCGCCGCGGGCCUCCUCGCUGCACCUUGCGCCGACGCCUUUGUGGCACCGGGUGCGUCCCACACCGCCACCAGCCUUCGAGGCUCAACAGCUGUGAAGGCUGAGUCUAGCUUCAGCACCUACUCGGCGCUUGCCGCAACUGCCACGACGGGUGCUGCUGUGAUGAGCUUUGUGGGCAUGAAGAAGCCGACUGCCCGCAAGACCGUGGCUUGCAAGUUCAGCCCCGAGGCACAGAUUGGCGUCACUGAGCCCUUGGGAUUGGCGAUGAUGGGAGCCCUCGGAAUGCUGACGCAGAGCUUGGUGCAGCUGCCCGGCAUGGAGGGCGUGCCGAAGGACAUUUCGGCCUUCAGCACAGGUGCCGGCCAAACGGGUUUCCUUAUCACCAUCGCCAUCAUCGCAGUGUUGGAGGCGGCUGUCUUCGUCCAGGACGACAGCAAAGAGCCAGGCCGCACCCGGCUGAAUGAGCUUUCGGACGUGAGGCGUGCCGGGCCUCAAGCGCUUGUCGCUCAGCAGCCAGGUUUGACUUGGCUGGGCAGUUGCCAUCAUCUUCGCCGCUACAGGCCCUUCGGUGAGAUACUUUCGGCUUCACAGCGGUCUCGCGCUUUCCUACUUCAGAUUCGAGUACUAGGAAUGGCUUCCGUGAAGAGCAUGAUCGCCGCGGGCCUCCUCGCUGCACCUUGCGCCGACGCCUUUGUGGCACCGGGUGCGUCCCACACCGCCACCAGCCUUCGAGGCUCAACAGCUGUGAAGGCUGAGUCUAGCUUCAGCACCUACUCGGCGCUUGCCGCAACUGCCACGACGGGUGCUGCUGUGAUGAGCUUUGUGGGCAUGAAGAAGCCGACUGCCCGCAAGACCGUGGCUUGCAAGUUCAGCCCCGAGGCACAGAUUGGCAUCCGAGAGCAAACCUCCUCGUGGUGGAUGCGGGCCAUAGCUUUGCUGUGGUGCGGAUUGCUCCAGUUUGUGCAGGCCAUAGAGUUGCUGUGGCAUGAGAUGAUUCAGCUUACGACUCAGAUCUACCUUGCAACAGUGUUUUUCAGUGCUGUUGUUGUGUUGAUCCGACGCAAGACAGAGCAGACCAAAAGACAGAAGUAUCUUGACAUGAUUCGGAUGCGCAAGCAAGCAUCUGCAUGGGCAGCCAUGCGGGUGGGAAGGCGUGUGCAUUCACAUGCUUCCAUUGUGAAUCGUGGCGAGAAGGAAAGUGAUGAAGUUGCUCUGGUCAAGAAGCUCCGGGCCGCGAUUGACGGCGGGCGAAUCGAUGGCAACAGCAGCGUUGGCAACAUCACCAUUGUGUCCAAUCGCUGGAAGCGAGCAGCAUCGGAGACGUGGAAGGAAAUCAAGUGGUCUUUCAGAAAGGAAGACUGGGUAGAAGAGCGAGGGAGUGAUGUUCUUUUUAGCAGUGGCCCAGCAGACCUUGCAAAUCAGUUGGAUGUAGAUGAGGGGCGGACUUGGGUCGUGCAAGUUGAGAUGCAAGAUGAAGCAUUGGAGAUACUUAACAUGAUCGCCGCCACGGUGGGAGGGAGCAUAGCAGUCAUUCUUGCAGGAAGUCAUCCAUCAAAGAUUGAAGAGUUGGAUCCCGCUUUUCAGGAGUUUGGUAGCAGUGCGACGCGCAUCAAAGUGCCAGGUCACCUCGAUGGCAGACUUCAGGAGUGCAAUCGCCAAGUGCCGCUCGACCUUCGUGGGUACUCAGACUCGCAUGUCAAUGGCAUUACAACAACUCGGAGGUUCAUGCUGGUCUUGUGCAAGGGCUACUACGAGUUCAUGAUCAAAGUUUGGCUCAACAGUGACAACCAAGCCACCAAAGUCUUGUGGAUCCCAUGGAUAAACCCAGAAACAUGGGAUGAGUACUUGACUCGAGUACGGCAGGUGUUGAUGGCCAUGGGCUACCAGGAUGCCAGCAUCACAGGCAAGUCCCUUCAGAGACCAGGCGCAAGUUGGUACUUCAGUGCACGUCGGGGGGACGGGCUACAGAGUGUCCAAGCAGAAAUGGAGAUAGGUGCAGGCGAAAAGCUCGAACUGCAGGCGAUGAUGGAUGCUAAAUGGCGUGCAGCUCCUAUCUCCAGUGCUCGAGGCCUGCAACCGGAAAAGCGAGUGUCCUACCGCGAUGUCUUACCAGUUGCUGAAGUUGCGGAGGGGACAUAUAGCUACUAUGGUGCGCGCAAAUCACCAGACCUCCACAUGGAGGUGGAAACCGAAGAAACAAUCUCUGCUUCCAGGGAAGUCAUUCAGCAGGAUGGUGAGCCUUUGCAGCUUGAUGCCGGCAUUCAGCCUGAGACCAAAGGUGCCAAGCGAGCGGCAGAGACACAUCAACCGCAGCGAGCCGCUGCGAUGGCAAAGUGCACAUGGAUGCCAACUGGAAAAAUAUUGCGAAAUUCGGGUGAAGAACGUUCCCAUCGGCAAAUCCGGGCCUUCACCACGGCGGCCUUCAAGAAAUGGUUCUCGCACUACGAAGAGUUAUGGUUGGGCCAGGGCAAACCGGACGCUCGAGGACAGCAACAAGAGGACGGCACCUUCCAGGCAUAUGUGGAUCAGCAACAAAUGUUAGGCGUGUGGAGUGGUGCGCUGGAAGUGUUAGCAUUUGCCGAAGCUUUCAACAUAAGGGUUUGGGUGGCAACCUCCAAAGGAGAGGUGCGAAUCUUCAACGAGAAUGCGCGCAACGCGGGGGUCUACCUUUUCUAUUCUGAUUGUCAUUAUGAAUGCCUUCAAGAUGCUCGGGAGGAGGAAUUCAUCCGUCGCAAACGUGAGCAAGAUGAAGCUGGAGGUAAAGGGCACCUGACAGCUUUGAUGCGUGGCGGUGUAGGGCUCUCGGACUUUGCAUCGACGAAGAAAUCAAGGACAAAGAAUUCUGGAGCAGAUGUCCAUCCGAAUGAAGACCGCAAGAAGUUUCACCGUCUCAACGAGUGCACCGUCAUUCCGACAUUAAGCAAGAAAGCACUGGGGAAACGAAUGGUGUGGGAAUGUGCCUGGUGCCACCAAGGGCUUCCUCGUUUGCACAGGACCCAGGCGAAAGCAAGCAUUAAGAGUCAUUUGGCAUCGUGCAAGAAGGCGCCCGAAGGAGCUGAUCAGAAACUCAAUCGCAGCAUUCAUCUCUCCAAGGCUGGGUUGACGGAGCGCGUAACGGUCAACAGUCUCUAUGCUGCCAGAAUGUUGCAGUUCAAGUCCCGCGAAUCGAAGGUUUUGGAAAGCUUGCGAGGCGGUGGCCAUAAGAUCGUCGAGGUUUUGCAUACUAGUCAGCGCCGGAGAUACACGUGCUCAAACUGCACGCGCUAUUGGAAAUCCAUCAGUGCGAUUCAGGCAAUCCACUUCAAGUGCAAGGGCAAGGAUGACAGACGACAGUUGAUGCAAUCCAAGGGUCGUCGGAGGCUUUGGGGCAUGGCACAGUUGAAAAACAAGCGCAAGCUACAGUCUAUUUGGAAACUGUCGCACAGUGAGGUGAAGCAGCUCAACACGACAAAGAUCCGACCACGCGCAAGUGGCUCCCAAGACUGUAGCACGGCUGGUGCCUUUCAGAUCAUUGAUCAUCUCCAACAUGGAAGUCCAGAUGUACUGUGUCUUCAGGAGACACACUUCAACGAGGAGACGGCGAGACAUUUUUCUGGCCUCUUACAAAAACGUGGUUACAGGGUCUGGCAUGCGCUCUCUGAACCGACGGUGGAUUCCAGAGGCCGCAGUCACACUUGGGGAGGCGUUGCAUUGGCCAUGAAGAAAGCGUGCAAAGCAGCACAAUGGCACAAAAUCAGCUCGGCAGAAGGAGAGCUCAUGUGUGUGGACAUGGGCAGCUGCCUCGUUGCCUCCGCCUAUGCGCGCAAAGGUCAACAGGAGCCUUUCCUUGACCUUCUGGCACAUGCUUUCCAAGGCGCGGCCCCAGCAGUUCCGAUAUUCAUUGCUGGGGAUUUCAAUACGCAGGCGGGCGAAGCACACGUUUCAGGAUUUCAUACACAAUGCGUUGGAGGAGUUCGGUGUGCAGUUCCUUCCAGAUGGGAUGGCAAAAGAUGCAUUGAUUAUGUUCUGUCGAAUAGCCCGGAAAGCAGCACGCAUCUCCGCUAUGAAGAAACGGCAGUUUCAGAUCACAAGAUGCUCGUAGGAAACUUUGAGAUUCCUGUGGAGCGUGCUGCGUUGUGGCAGUUCGCUCCCACUUUGCGGUAUGCGAGGCCGGUGGAGUGUACUGUUGAGCAGUGGCAGUCCGCCGUGGCCGAGGCGUGGCCCAAUCAAGUGGUGCAUGACGUUGGAAGCACCGAAGCUGAAUGGAAGUGGUCCAACUCCAAGCUUGAAGCAGCUUGUGCUAGCGCUAUGCGGUCUACGUCAUGUGCUGGUCCGAAGUUCAUUCCGGACUGGCGCCCGAAAGGCACGAAGCCUCGACUCAUCCAUCAGCGCUUUGAUUUCUCGCAUGCUCAUCGUGGCACCUUCAGGUCACGACGUUUGGCCAACAUCUUGGGUCGAACACGUGAAAUCGUUCGCCAAAUCAGAAUUGGAAACCUCCCGCAGGCGUUGGUGAGCAAAACUUUGAAGUCGUGGCCAAACGAUGUUCCUUUGCCUAGCUCCUGGGAUGAACGCGAGCAAGUACUUGAACAAGCCCUCUCCAAAGAGCUUGGGGCCAAGAGUUUGCAGAGGAUACAAAGCUGGCGGAGGCAGAUGACAUCUGGAGGGAGUGGAGCUACCAAGUGGCUCAAGGGCCAAACAACGUCACCGCCGAAUGCUUUGUCUUAUAAGGCAGGACAAACGACUCGAACCACCGCAACCGUGGAGGAGUCUUUGAAAGUCGUUAAGAAGUUCUGGCGAGAAGUCUGGGACAGGCCUCACGAUGACGUUCAUCGUGCCGUCACUCGAUGGUCGCUUACAGGGGUUUCAGCAGACUUUCCGAACUUCGAGUUCACGGGGAAAGCACUGGCCGGCGCGGCAUCCAAGUUGGCCAACACCGCCGCGGGCCCUGACGGAUGGUCAGGCGAUGAACUUGCGGCCAUGCCGCGGGAAGUUUGGAACACCUAUGCGCAACUGGUGGAGCGGUGGCGCGCUCGCAAUCAGUGGCCGACUGCUUUUCAGCAUGCGAGACAGAUACACAUUCCUAAGACGGAGAUCCCGAUUGAGAGCGCGUCAUGCGAUGUGAGCAAAAUGAGGCCCAUCACGAUUCUCAACGGCUUGUAUCGAAUACUCGGCUCCGCUCUCGCGGCCGAUCCCGAGGUCAAAGCAUGGAGUGAAGCAAUCUUUGAUAGAUCGCAGCAUGGCGCAGUCAAUAGCAGAGAUGUCAUGACGGCAUUGGCCUCCAUCAUGGAUUCUUUCAUGUGCGACAAGCACAUUUUGAUGAGUUUGGAUUAUAAGCAGUGUUUUGACAGAACCAGACCGUCGAUUGCAUUGCAAAUCAUGGAGAAAGCUGGCAUGGCAAACUGGAUGGGUAGCAUGUUGCGCCACGUCUGGAUGGACCAGCACAGGUGGAUCCAGCUCGACGGCUCGACUCUGACCGAGGUGCAGACUCUGGAAAGCAGCCUUCCGCAAGGGGAUCCACUCAGUCCCCUUGCUCUCAACAUCCUGAUGUCGGCACCAUUGCGUGCGCUUCGUGCCAGGCAACCUCGCUUGGCAGUCUGUUCAUUUUUGGAUGAUCGCAAUUUGACGGCUCCAAAUGCUCGUGAAGCAAGGAAGGCGAAAGACCAUUGGGAUGAAGUGUCCAGAGAUUUUGGUCUUCUGGAAAAUGAUGCUAAGCUCACGCUGGUUUGUCGUCGCGAGCAGGACAAGACAGAGCUUCAAAAGCAAGGCUUCAGCAGUCUCAACUUUGCCGAUACGGCAAGAGUGCUUGGUGUGGAUUUGUGCGCGAAAGCAACGCAGGCCCACAGACCUACCACCGAAAAGCGCCUGCGUGAGGCUGAAAGUGCUGCGUCGAAGCUCUCGCGAGCUAGCAUCCCUGUCAAAGCCAAGCGAAGUCUAUGGCGCACUCGUAUCGUGCCUCUCGCCUCCUGGGGUCACUUGCUCAAGCGGCCAACCGUGAAGGAGUUGCGCCCGUUGCAGGCCAAGAAGAAGAAGUCGCUGCAAGAACAUCGUAUGGGAGCUGUGCCUUUACAGCAGUUGGCUGGCUACAGCACGCAGUUUCAUGAAGUUGUGUACAGUGAAGCAGGUUGUGCCAUGACGAGGCGCUUGUGGGAAGCUGCAGAUGGUGAUCAGCGUGCAGUUCUGGUUGGAGCUGCGCACUCACCUGCUUGCUAUGCAGCAAUGGGCGGAUUGGCGAUGAUGGGAGCCCUCGGAAUGCUGACGCAGAGCUUGGUGCAGCUGCCCGGCAUGGAGGGCGUGCCGAAGGACAUUUCGGCCUUCAGCACAGGUGCCGGCCAAACGGGUUUCCUUAUCACCAUCGCCAUCAUCGCAGUGUUGGAGGCGGCUGUCUUCGUCCAGGACGACAGCAAAGAGCCAGGCAACUUUGGCAAUCCCCUGCCUUUGGUUGGGGAUGACUACUCGGCUGAGAUGAUCGCCAUGUUCGCGGCCCUCGGGCAGAUCGCCGCCGGCCUCUACACGGGCAAAUCCGCCAUUGAGCAAUUCGGUCUUUGA
Symbiodinium sp. CCMP2592 is the source of this 7926-nucleotide messenger RNA. Lineage: Eukaryota; Dinophyceae; Suessiales; Symbiodiniaceae. The record is from the annotation of a GenBank genome assembly.